AUGCUAUUUUCAUUGUUAUCCGCAACUGCAACCGCCACCACCUCUUCGAUUAUAUCGCCACCAACAGGUUGGAAUGAUACUGGCGGUGGAGGAGGAGACGAUGACCACAAAUACCAGGACCAGACGAAGGGCCAGCGCGAUCUGUUGACUCAGAUUGCGAUCAGCUCUGUCUUCGGACUUGCGGCGUUUAUGGGGUUUUGUGUUCUUCGACCAAAAUGGAGGGAGUUAUAUGCCGCCCGGAGGAGAUUGAGGACGGCUGCUGCUAGACUGCCUGAGUUGCCCAAUACAUUGUUUGGCUGGAUUCCAAUCGUGCAUAGAAUUUCUGAGGAUGAAGUGUUGGCAUCUGCGGGACUGGAUGCGUAUGUGUUUCUGUCAUUUUACAAGUACGCCCUCAGGUUCCUGUCAGUGGUGUUCAUUUUCACCCUCACGGUUAUCCUUCCUAUUCACUAUAUAUAUACGAACAAAUAUGGUUAUCCGUGGGACAAGCCCGAUGACCUCAAUGACGGCUCCCAGAAAGCGAAAGCCGACCCGACAUACCUGUGGAUGCAUGUUGUAUUUGUGUACGUAUUCACUGGCGUGGGUAUGUACUUCCUCGUCGAGCAGACAAACAAAAUCAUCCAGAUCCGCCAACGGUAUCUGGGUGGGCAAACUACCAUAACAGACAGGACAAUCCGAUUAUCGGGAAUUCCUCCGGAGUUGCGCUCAGAGGAUAAAAUCAAAGAGUUUAUUGAAGAGUUGGGGAUUGGAAACGUGGAGCAGGUCAUGCUCUGCCGGGACUGGAGCGAGCUUGACAGCCUCAUAGAAGCAAGAAAGGGCAUUCUGCAGCACCUCGAAGAGGCAUGGACGGAGCAUGUCGGCUACCGCUGGAAACGGUCCGACAGCAGAGGCAACGCCUUGCCCCUCGUCCGAACAGAUCCGAUGGAAAGAAGCCUUGACCUGAGUGAGGACAACGAGCGGUCUCACCUUCUGUCGACUGAAGACUCUGCACGAGCUCAUGUGUCGAGCUGUGAGCGUAAGCGACCGACUAUUUGCAUCCGGUAUGGCCUGCUCAGGCUGCGAUACAAGAAAAUCGAUGCGAUCGAUUUCUACGAGGAGAAGUUACGCCAAUUGGAUGAGAAAAUCGAAGAGAUCCGCGGAAGGGAGUUCUCGCCAACUCCACUCGCCUUCGUAACUAUGGAGUCCAUCGCUGCUUGUCAGAUGGCCGUUCAGGCAAUUCUUGACCCUUGGCCAAUGCAGCUAGUGGCAAGCUUAGCACCAGCUCCCGCAGAUGUGGUUUGGCAAUACACUUACCUCUCGCGGAAGAGCCGAAUGCUGCGUGGUUGGUCGAUCACAUUGCUAAUCGGGAUACUCACUGUUUUCUGGUCUGUCCUGCUCAUCCCACUCGCCUACUUGCUCAACCUGGAAACCAUCGAGAAGGUAAUUCCUAGCCUUGCGGAUGCUUUAUCACGACAUCCCCUUGCCAAAUCGCUAGUUCAAACUGGUUUGCCUACUCUUAUCCUUUCUCUCAUGACGGUUGCUGUUCCGUUUAUUUAUGACUGGCUGGCCAACCUUCAAGGCAUGACAUCUCAAGGAGACGCUGAGCUGUCUCUCAUCUCCAAAAAUUUUUUCUUCACGUUUUUCAACCUCUUCCUAGUCUUCACUGUUUUCGCAACAGCCUCCAACUUCUAUGGCCUGUUUGAAAACCUCCGUGACGUCCUCAGAGACACAACAACCAUUGCAUUCGCCCUCGCCCGGUCCCUCGAAACUCUAGCCCCUUUCUAUACUAACCUAAUCGUCCUUCAAGGACUUGGCCUCUUUCCUUUCCGUCUGCUCGAAUUCGGGAGCGUAUUCCUCUACCCAUUCCAGCGUUUUAGCGCAAACACUCCCCGUGAUUUCGCCGACCUCGGACAACCCCCCGUCUUCAGUUACGGUCUUGCCCUACCACAAACUAUCAUGAUCUUCAUCAUCACUGUCGUCUACAGCAUAUUUCCCAGUUCCUAUAUCGUUUGUCUCUUUGGUCUGAUCUACUUCGCUAUCGGCCAUUUCAUCUACAAAUACCAACUCCUCUAUGCCAUGGACCACCAGCAGCACAGCACAGGCCGUGCGUGGCCAAUGAUCUGCUCCCGUGUAAUCCUAGGGUUCAUUGUCUUCCAGCUUGCCAUCAUCGGUACCCUCGCUCUCCGUACGGCCGUCACUCGCUCAAUCCUCGUUGUUCCUUUAUUAGCGACGACCGUCUGGUUUUCUUACUUCUUCUCCCGCACCUACGAUCCGCUUAUGAAAUUCAUCGCUCUGCGCUCAAUCGAUCGCUCCCGUGCUGCUACUGACCAGGACGAGACGCCCACGCCCACUUCGACCAUGUCCCCAUCGUCACUUUGGGAUCGCGAUGCUGUCCCACUCCGCUUCCGUGGCGGGGACCUUGCGUCGAAGUUGCAGAAGUAUGUUAAUCCGAAUUUAGUCGUUCCGCUUGACGAGGUAUGGAUUCCGGGCCGUGGAGCCACCCCACCACCCAAUAGCGAUCAUGUUGACCGAGCUGGUGAUACCCCACCUCGGAAUAAUAGUAGUAGUGUCCGCUCGAAUGGAAAUAGGAAUCAGAGGGACAGGGGAUACGUCCCCGUUUAA
Paracoccidioides lutzii Pb01 is the source of this 2598-nucleotide messenger RNA. RefSeq lists its product as hypothetical. Gene Ontology annotation, cellular component: plasma membrane. The transcript is spliced from 4 exons. The record is from RefSeq and is a predicted model, not a curated record. Bases 1 to 2598 code for a protein of 865 amino acids. Gene Ontology annotation, molecular function: calcium-activated cation channel activity.